GUGACUCGAGAUGUCGCGCACAACCACAACUCAGCGCAUUUUACGCACGGUGGCUGAGCACGGCGAGCCCGCGGGCACGUUACGUCAGCGCGCAGCCACGCCAGGCAUUUAAACUGUGAGUCUGCGAGGCUGCCCGCCACUAACUUUUCCCCCCCCGCUGCCGACGCCACCGCGCAACCGUCACCCGCAGUCUGCGCGUCUGUUGUGUUUGAGUUUCGCAGCAGCAGCAGCAGCAGCAUCCAGACAUGUCGUCCUACAGCAGCAGCGCGCGGUUCGACGAGGCGCGGCGGGUCGCGAUCUUCGGCGGCACGCACGGCAACGAGAUGUCCGGCGUGACGCUCGUCAACCUCUGGGUGAAGAACGGCUCCGAGAUCCAGCGGAAGAUGGUCGACACCAAGCCCUUCAUCACCAACCCGAGGGCGGUGGAGAAGUGCACCAGAUACGUGGACACCGACCUGAACCGAGCCUUCACCCCGGAAAACCUCAGUGCCCUGGGAGAGGGUGACUUGCCAUAUGAGGUGCAGAGAGCCCAGGAGAUCAACCGGAUAUUUGGGCCCAAAGGAAGCCCAGAGGCCUACGAUGUUAUCUUUGACCUCCACAACACGACGUCCAAUAUGGGCUGCACCCUGAUUCUGGAAAGCUCCAAAGACUACUUCAACCUGCAGAUGAUGAACUACAUCAAGAAAGCCAUCGAUCCAGCAAGUUGUCUUGUUCUGCUGAAUGAACAUCCUCUACUCAAAUAUUCCACCUCACGCUCUGUGGCCAAGCACCCCGUUGGUCUGGAAGUGGGCCCUCAGCCGCAAGGUGUAUUGAGGAGUAACAUCUUCGAGGCGAUGAGGGUAAUACUGAAACACGCCCUGGACUUCAUCGAACUGUUCAACGAAGGUGUGGAGUUCCCGACCUGCACAGUGGAGGUUUUCCGGGUCUUGGAAAGGAUUGACUACCCCAGAGAUGCCAACGGAAACAUCAUUGCCAUGGUGCACCCCAAUCUGCAGGACGGGGACUGGGAGCCGCUGAACCCCGGUGACCCGAUGUUCCUAACGUUUGACGGGAAGACCCUCCACUACCAAGGCUCCGGCACCAUCUAUCCCACUUUCAUAAACGAGGCGGCCUAUUAUGAAAAACAGCAGGCGUUCGUAACGACCAGGCGAGAAACCUUGGUGGCGAGCGCCAUCAGAAAAGCAUGAGGGCCGCCCCGCGAGGCUAACGGUGAUCAUGAAUACACGUUAGCUACAGUAACGACCUGUGUGUAGAUUUUUGCACUUUGUUCUGUUAGAAAUUGACAGACUCUCCUCACAUAAUGACUAGAUGCCAUCUUUUUACGCACUGAUUAAUUUUUUUUUUAUGCAUCUACCAUCAGAAAAUCGAUUAACUAUGCAAAGAAUACCUGUGGAAGCUUUGCAACGAGUCACUGUGAACGUCUCUGAUCUGACGAUUGGUGUAUUGUUGUGGUUAUUGACACGGUUCUUAAUUGAGACUAUAUUUACAUUACAUCAACUAAGUUCUUUUUUUAAAUAAUAUUAAAGGCCAGGUCUAAUCACUGAUGGAUUAUGAAUCUUUUCACGAUACUUUAAGUUUCCUACUACUGCUCAGGAAAGCUGCUGAGGAUCAUAACCUGCAACCUUUGACCCUAAACUGUAGUUGUUUGUCUUGUCUUCUGAGAAUAUAUUUGUAACAACUUUAGCAGGGUGUCUGUGGCCUUUGAUACUACCUACCUGUGACUCCAGUGGUUGCAUCCGUGGUGCUGUCCUAUCGUUGCCUUAAUGGAGAUUUUCCGAGAAAAAUUGCACAACAAAUUUGGAGUGGAAAUUUGUACAUUAUAUGUGUUGGAUAACGAGAUAUUAUUUUGAUAAGAAAACGGUAUGUGUCCUGUUCCUCCGUUAAAAUGGGAUGCAGUUUUAAAGGGGUGUUUUAUAGUAAUAUAUUUGUGCGUCAUUUGAUAUGCUUGUACUGUACAUUGGUUUUAAGUGAUGUAUCAGAAAAGUUGUUGAAUAUGUACUUUCUAAUGUUUUUACGUCUUUGUUGUGUCCAAGUUGUAUCGCUGUGGUCUUACAGUAAUUCGUUUUCAUUCAGCAAUAUAUUUUGGUAGCACCAUUUAUAUGAUUAGUCAAUCUCACUGUCCUUUAAGAAAAUCCUGUGAAAAUGAUCCGAUUAAUAAAUAUAGUACUGUGCUA
Messenger RNA from Scophthalmus maximus (turbot), 2174 nucleotides. RefSeq names its product aspartoacylase (gene aspa). Gene Ontology annotation, molecular function: hydrolase activity, acting on carbon-nitrogen (but not peptide) bonds, in linear amides; hydrolase activity, acting on ester bonds. NCBI's taxonomy places the organism in Eukaryota, Metazoa, Chordata, Actinopteri, Pleuronectiformes, Scophthalmidae. The coding region runs from base 246 to 1187 and encodes 313 amino acids. The transcript has 6 exons. The record is from RefSeq and is a predicted model, not a curated record.